GCUUAAGGGACGCUAGAAUGGAGGCUGUGGGCUUCGCGGGCAGUGGGGUUACUGCAGCCACCAUGUUCAACCAGCUCCAGCAGCAGCAGCUCCAACAGCACCUGCAACAGCAGCAGCAGCUGCUGCAGCUCCAGCAGCUGCUCCAGCAGUCCCCACCGCAGGCCUCACUGCCUCUGGCCAUCAGCAGGGGGCUCCCCCAGCAGCAGCCACAGCAGCAGCUUCUGAAUCUCCAGGGCACCAACUCAACCUCCCUCCUCAAUGGCUGUGUGCUUCAGAGAGCUUUGCUUCUGCAGCAGUUGCAAGGACUGGACCAGUUUGCAAUGUCACCAGCUACGUAUGACAGUGCCGGUCUCACCAUGCCCACAGCAACAUUGGGCAACCUUCGCAGCUACAACCUCGCGACCCCGAACCUGACAGCCCCCAGCCUCACACCCCCACAGCUGGCCACCCCAAAUCUACAGCAGUUCUUUCCUCAGGCCACUCAGCAGUCCCUGCUGGGCCCCCCUCCUGUCAGGGUCCCCAUACACCCCUCCAAGAUCAUGCUUUCGGGGCGGACCCCCCCAAAACAGACCCGGACACCCCCCUCCACCGCCCCCGAUCACAAGGAUUCUUCUUCUCAGACGACGCCUGUGAAAGACAAGGCGGACCCCGCAGAGGGGUCUGAGGACGCCGCUGAGCCCCGAGCAGACACGCCAGAUGACUUUGCUAAGGAGAAACACACUUCAGCACCUGAGCCGGAGUCCUGUGAGGCGACUGAGCCUCCAGCUAAAAGGUCAAAGAGCUCAGAGGAGCCCACAGAGAAGGGACCCUCAGGGCAGCUGCAGGCGAAGGUCCAGCCACAGGCCCGGAUGACAGCGCCAAAGCAGACACAGACACCAGAGCUGCUGCCUGAGCCGCUGGAGGCUCGAGUACUGCCACGGUUCCAGCCCCAGGUUCUGCAGAUGCAGACCCAGGUGCAGCCACAGACUCAGCAGCCUCAGGUGCCACCCGUGGAUGCCCAGGUGCAGCCAAAGCUGCAGAAGCAGGCACAGACACAGACCUCUCCAGAGCACUUAGUGCCGCAGCAGGUGCCGCCAAAGCUGCAGCAGGAGGCUGAGCCACGGCAGCAGGUGCAGCCACAGGCACAAUUGCAGCCCCCUUGGCAGGCACAGCCACAGCCGCAGCUGCAGCCACAGUCACAGAAGCAGAAGCAGGCACAGACGCAGACGUAUCCCCAGGCCCAGGCAGGAACACAGGCAAAGGUGCAGACACUGGAGAAGCCACUGGAGCAACCUCCAGUGCAGUUGCCAGUGCUGCCCUCGGACCAGACCCAGGGGCAGGCUCCAGCUCAGACCCAGCCACAGGUGGCAGCAUCGGAGCAAGCACCAGUUCUGGGUCAUUCUCCUGUGCUGGAAACACCACCCAGUACGGUAGAAACUGGAGCAGGCCUGGAGGAGGCCUCCCCAGAGCCAGUGGGCGCCCAGGUCAGCAUGGAGGAGAGCCAGGAGGAGCUGACUCGUGGCCUGGAUGUGGGAGAAUGUGAAAAAAGAGCGAGAGAGAUGCUCAGGGUGUGGGGUGCCGGGGGCUCCCUGAAGGUCACCAUCCUGCAGAGCAGUGACAGCAGGGCCUUUAGCACUGUAUCCAUCGCACCGGGGCCACGUUCCAGCGACUCGACCUCCGCUGCCCCCGCUUCCGCCAGCACACCCUCCGAGCUGGCCCCCCAGUUCUUCUGCUACAUCUGCAGGGCCAGCUGCCGCGGCCAGCAGGAGUUCCAGGACCAUGUGUCGGGGGCCCAGCACCAGCAGCGGCUCGGGGAGAUGCAGCACACGAGCCAGGCCUGCCUCCUGUCCCUGCUGCCUGUGCCCCGGGAUGUCCUGGACAGAGAGGACGAAGACCCUCCUCUGAGGCGCUGGUGCAACACCUGCCAGGUCUACUACGUGGGGGACCUGAUCCAGCAUCGCAGGACGCAGGACCACAAGAUCGCCAAACAGUCCCUGCGACCUUUCUGCACCAUUUGCAGCCGCUACUUCAAGACCCCACGCAAGUUUGUGGAACACGUCAAGUCCCAGGGGCACAAGGACAAAGCCAAGGAGCUGAAGAUGUUCGAGAAGGAGGUAACCGGCCAAGAUGAGGAUCACUUCAUCACAGUGGAUGCUGUGGGCUGCUUUGAGGAUGAUGAAGAUGAGGAAGAUGAUGAUAAUGAAGAAGAAGAAGAAGAAGAAGAAGAAGAAGAGAUCGAGGCUGAGGAGGAAUUCUGCAAGCAGGUGAGAUCCAAAGGCGUAUCCACAGAGGAGUGGAAGAACUCAGAGACCUACAACCCCAACACUGCGUAUGGCGUGGACUUCAUGGUGCCCGUCGUGGGCUAUGUCUGCCGCAUCUGCCACAAGUUCUACCACAGCAACUCGGAGGCAAAGAUCUCCCACUGCAAGUCCUUGGCCCACUUCGAGAACCUGCAGAAAUACAAGAAGGCCAAGAACCCCAGCCCUGCCACCAGGCCCGUGAGCCGCCGGUGUGCGAUCACUGCCCGGAACGCCCUGACGGCUCUGUUCACCUCCAGCGGCCGCUCGCACACCCAGCCCGGCCUCCAGGACACAGCCAAGGGCGCCAAGGUCCACCACAGCAAGCGACUCUAGGAGGGAGGUCUUGGUACCCCCAGAUUCCAGAUGAAGAAACUGAGGCCUAGCCAGAUCAAGUGACUUGCCGAAGGUCAUACAUCUGGUGAAUGGCCAGGAUUUGAUCCUGGCCUGAGCUCUGGACCCCUGUGCUAGCCUCUCUCCAGCUGGAUCCUGUGGAAGGUCAAGUGCAGAAGGGGUUGCACCCCUUGCCUGGCUGCUCCUCUGCUUCUGAGUUCAUGGGGCUCCAGUGGGGACUCUGCCCUUCCCGUCAGGUGACCCAGGAUGAAUCAUCAGUGGGCAGAGCCUCAGCUGAGUUGGAUCUGUAGUUCUGCUGUUUCCCCAUUUGGGAAGACCCUUACAGAUUGCCAGUCGGACCAACUGGGGAGGCUGAGGCCAAGAAUAGGAGGGUGGUGCCCAAGGUUGCACAGCAUGUCUUGGUGUUUUAGUGAAAGGCCUGGUCCCCAGAGAAGCCAAGUGCAUCACACGGGGUCACGCAGCAUGCCUGAUACCGUCUCAGGCAUGGGAAGCCGCUGCUGGCCAGGAGCGUACCAGGUGGGGAGGAAGUCCCGACCUUACCUGUACCCUCUGUGUCCAGAAAUAAAGAAGGCAAGAACCCUGUCCCCACCUCCACACCCGUGAGCAGCCGGCGCGUGAGC
This is a messenger RNA of Artibeus jamaicensis (Jamaican fruit-eating bat), 3250 nucleotides long. It is a transcript of the gene CIZ1, whose product is annotated as CDKN1A interacting zinc finger protein 1. The transcript has 18 exons. Bases 18 to 2612 code for a protein of 864 amino acids. Gene Ontology annotation, cellular component: nucleus. NCBI's taxonomy places the organism in Eukaryota, Metazoa, Chordata, Mammalia, Chiroptera, Phyllostomidae. Gene Ontology annotation, molecular function: zinc ion binding; nucleic acid binding. The record is from RefSeq and is a predicted model, not a curated record.